Triticum dicoccoides is the source of this 683-nucleotide messenger RNA. RefSeq names its product protein yippee-like. Lineage: Eukaryota; Viridiplantae; Streptophyta; Magnoliopsida; Poales; Poaceae. The transcript has 5 exons. Bases 1 to 426 code for a protein of 141 amino acids. The record is from RefSeq and is a predicted model, not a curated record.
AUGGGGCGGCUGUUCCUGACCAGCCUGGCGCCGGCGACCGGCACCAUCUACUGCUGCAAGCACUGCGACUCCCACCUCGCCUACGCCCAGCACAUCAUCUCCAAGAUGUUCCGCUGCAAGCACGGCAAGGCCUACCUCUUCGACAAGGUCGUGAACGUGGUCGCCGGGGAGAGCGAGGACGACCGGAUGAUGACCACGGGCCUGCACACCGUCCGCGACAUCUUCUGCGUCGCCUGCGGAGCCAUCCUCGGCUGGAAAUACGUGUCUGCAUUUGACAAGGAUCAGAGGUAUAAGGAGGGCAAGUUCAUCCUGGAGAGGUGCAAGAUCCAUUCGGGCGGAGGCGGCCCUCCCGACCGCAUCCAGCUGUGGGCUGAGCAUGACGCUCGCAUAAGUUCCAGCGAGGAUGACGACCAGGGCGCCGUGUGACCUUGCAAGACAAUGCAAGAUCAGUUCAUUAGGCAGGCAGACAUGACAUGACUGUAAAUAUUAGUGUUAAUCAGCGUCGUUCCGUUCCCUGGCACUGCAAAUCAUGUAGCUGCUCGCUAGAUGAAGAACCAUGAAUGCUUAUCUAUCUAUGCAUAUGCAACCGUAUGAACCAGACUAGUUGUCGUUCAUGUACAUAUAAGAAUGUGUCUCCACCAAAAUAAAAUCUUUGUCAGUUUAGUACUGAUUUGGAGGAUGGA